Messenger RNA from Debaryomyces fabryi, 1683 nucleotides. RefSeq names its product Sfu1p (gene SFU1). The transcript has a single exon. NCBI's taxonomy places the organism in Eukaryota, Fungi, Ascomycota, Pichiomycetes, Serinales, Debaryomycetaceae. Bases 1 to 1683 code for a protein of 560 amino acids. Gene Ontology annotation, molecular function: DNA-binding transcription factor activity, RNA polymerase II-specific; zinc ion binding; RNA polymerase II cis-regulatory region sequence-specific DNA binding. The record is from RefSeq and is a predicted model, not a curated record. Gene Ontology annotation, biological process: positive regulation of transcription by RNA polymerase II; negative regulation of transcription by RNA polymerase II.
AUGACCAAUUCUAUAUCUACGACGAAAGUUAGAGACGUGGCGAGCGACGGAGUUAAAAGACGGCGAGAUAGCGAUGGUAAUGGCGGGCAGGAAAAAAUAGAACGAGAUAGGGACGAAGGAGCAAUAACGAAAGAUGAGGACGGGAAAGAGGAAAAGGCGCAGGUGGUGGCGGUAGGGGACGAUGGACAACAGUGUUCGAAUUGUGGAACCACGAAAACACCACUUUGGCGGAGGGCACCCGAUGGAACGUUGAUAUGCAAUGCAUGUGGGUUGUAUCUUCGGUCCAAUAAUAGUCAUAGACCAGUGAAUUUGAAAAGGCCGCCUAAUACGAUUCGGAUUAUGAAGACGGAAGAAGGUUCGUGUAAAGGGGUUGGAAGAUGUAAUGGAACAGGAGGUUCUGUAGCCUGCAAAGGGUGCCCGGCAUACAAUAACAGGGUGGUGUUGAAGCGAGAUCCGACGAAGGAAGAAACGAGUGACAAAGAGACAGAUACAGAUGGAAACAAGACGCCAGAAAAGGUAUCUUCGCCCGCGGGCACGCAUACUCCAGAGAAUGAACCUAUGGCCAUUGCCUGCUUCAAUUGCGGAUCGACAAUCACCCCCUUAUGGAGAAGGGACGAUGUAGGGAAUACGAUUUGUAACGCAUGUGGUUUAUACUAUAGGCUACAUGGCUCACACAGACCAAUUAAGAUGAAGAGAAAUACGAUCAAGAGGCGAAAAAGAAACAUGACCCACAUCAAGAGGGACGAUUCGGAGGACAGGUUGGCUUCGCUUGCAUUAAGGGAACAACAGCAAAAACCUCAGCAGCAUCAACAGCAUCAACAGCAUCAACCUCAUCAACCGCAUCAACCGCAUCAACAGCAUCAACAGCAUCAACAGCAUCAACAGCAUCAUCAUCAACCACCCCAACACCAACAUCAAGGUAUGCAGUCACCUAUGUUGGCCAUUCAACCAAAUCAUGUAUCAUUUUAUCCUCCCUACAACGGAGGAAGAAUCCCAAAUGGACCAGGACCAGUGCCAGGACCGGUCCCCCCAGGGUUUCCAAAUUAUCCUCCUCCACAGUAUAUGUCUGGGCCACCAAUGGUUGCUCCUCCAUAUGGAUACAUGUAUCCAUAUCCACCUCCACCACAACAGAGGCCUCUGGCCCAACCUAUGCCCAUGCAACCCCAAUCAUCGCAACCGCUUCAGAGCCAGCAACCACCGCCCCAUCAUCACCAAUUACAACCACCGUCCUCAAACUUACCUAUCGAAAAUUACAAUCAGUCUAUAAAGUUGCCCAUGCUCAAUAUUCAAAAUACCAGAGCUCCUGGUUUAAGUCCAUCACCAGAACUUAUUAGAACGCCUGAGAUCAAGAACGCACUUGAGACUAGCAGGACACCUGAGGUUAGAAAGAGACCUGAGGUUAAAAAGACUUCCGAUGGGAAUAAUUCAGAAGUUAAGGGGAAGUCAAAGACUAAAGGCUCUCUUCCAUCGAUUAAAAAGGAGUCCGAUAAAUGUUGCUCCAAGUGUAGGAGCACCACUCCUGUUGCAAUCGAUUUCACUUCUUCCUAUAAAUCAGAUUCACCAAUUCCCUUACAAACUUCAGAGGAUGAUGCUACAAAAAGUACAUUGAGUAAGCCAGUAGUGACAACUUCAAGAGAUAAGUCUCCUGGUAUGUCUAUCGGAGGACUCUUGAACGAUAAAUAG